Penaeus chinensis is the source of this 1245-nucleotide messenger RNA. Its product is annotated as trichohyalin-like. Bases 1 to 1245 code for a protein of 414 amino acids. The transcript has a single exon. The record is from RefSeq and is a predicted model, not a curated record. Lineage: Eukaryota; Metazoa; Arthropoda; Malacostraca; Decapoda; Penaeidae.
AUGACACGACAAGAACUAGACCGGCGUUUCAGAAAUAGCAAGCAGAGAGACCGGCGUUUCAGAAAUAGCAAGCAGAGAGACCGGCGUUUCAGAAAUAGCAAGCAGAGAGACCGGCGUUUCAGAAAUAGCAAGCAGAGAGACCGGCGUUUCAGAAAUAGCAAGCAGAGAGACCGGCGUUUCAGAAAUAGCAAGCAGAGAGACCGGCGUUUCAGAAAUAGCAAGCAGAGAGACCGGCGUUUCAGAAAUAGCAAGCAGAGAGACCGGCGUUUCAGAAAUAGCAAGCAGAGAGACCGGCGUUUCAGAAAUAGCAAGCAGAGAGACCGGCGUUUCAGAAAUAGCAAGCAGAGAGACCGGCGUUUCAGAAAUAGCAAGCAGAGAGACCGGCGUUUCAGAAAUAGCAAGCAGAGAGACCGGCGUUUCAGAAAUAGCAAGCAGAGAGACCGGCGUUUCAGAAAUAGCAAGCAGAGAGACCGGCGUUUCAGAAAUAGCAAGCAGAGAGACCGGCGUUUCAGAAAUAGCAAGCAGAGAGACCGGCGUUUCAGAAAUAGCAAGCAGAGAGACCGGCGUUUCAGAAAUAGCAAGCAGAGAGACCGGCGUUUCAGAAAUAGCAAGCAGAGAGACCGGCGUUUCAGAAAUAGCAAGCAGAGAGACCGGCGUUUCAGAAAUAGCAAGCAGAGAGACCGGCGUUUCAGAAAUAGCAAGCAGAGAGACCGGCGUUUCAGAAAUAGCAAGCAGAGAGACCGGCGUUUCAGAAAUAGCAAGCAGAGAGACCGGCGUUUCAGAAAUAGCAAGCAGAGAGACCGGCGUUUCAGAAAUAGCAAGCAGAGAGACCGGCGUUUCAGAAAUAGCAAGCAGAGAGACCGGCGUUUCAGAAAUAGCAAGCAGAGAGACCGGCGUUUCAGAAAUAGCAAGCAGAGAGACCGGCGUUUCAGAAAUAGCAAGCAGAGAGACCGGCGUUUCAGAAAUAGCAAGCAGAGAGACCGGCGUUUCAGAAAUAGCAAGCAGAGAGACCGGCGUUUCAGAAAUAGCAAGCAGAGAGACCGGCGUUUCAGAAAUAGCAAGCAGAGAGACCGGCGUUUCAGAAAUAGCAGAGAGACCGGCGUUUCAGAAAUAGCAAGCAGAGAGACCGGCGUUUCAGAAAUAGCAAGCAGAGAGACCGGCGUUUCAGAAAUAGCAAGCAGAGAGACCGGCGUUUCAGAAAUAGCAAGCAGAGAGACACCAGGGUACAAACGGCUACAGUGCUAA